Molecule: messenger RNA, 4136 nt
Organism: Diachasma alloeum
Lineage: Eukaryota; Metazoa; Arthropoda; Insecta; Hymenoptera; Braconidae
Product: solute carrier family 2, facilitated glucose transporter member 1
Exons: 4
Coding region: 702-2135 (477 amino acids)
Biological process (GO): monosaccharide transmembrane transport
Cellular component (GO): membrane
Molecular function (GO): hexose transmembrane transporter activity
Source: RefSeq, a predicted model, not a curated record
ACUCUCGUGCCCAACUCCUUAAAAAGAGACGUUAUUUUUACCCCUCGAUUCAAUUAUCUCCAUUCACUUUCGUUCUUUCGAAUCGCCUCGACUCGCGAAAUUACCAUAUCUAGUGUCCAUAGGUCAUCUCAGUUGAGUCGCUCGCUAGUUUUCAACUACUCAGGUUCAAUAGACUAAAUUGAAAAAUUGGAUAGUCGUGACAGUUUUGAUUAUUGACAAGUGAGUUGAAUGGGUGAGGGGAGGUGGCCAGUUUACAGAGAGAUGUACAGAGAGGGGAAGUAACUGAAGGCGGUUUUGGGGGAUAGAGGGGAUAGUUGUGACUUAUUUCCAGUGGUACCUCUCACUUGCCAGUUCGGGUCUUCGACACUCGGCGGAUUGUGACGGUAACAAGAGGAUCAGUUUGAAUGUUAUUUUAUUUCUGUUGAGACUAUUUUUUAAAUAAUUUUUUCAGAGAAAUUAAAUAUUUUUAAAGAGAGUUUCUAAAGUUUCGCGGGUUUAUUUUCAUUUUCCGGAGAGUUUGAGGUACGUUUGAGGGAAAUAGUUGGAAUUGAUCGGAGUGACCGGCGGUCUUUGGGACGAGUUGUCGGAGGCAUCGGUUUGUUGCGAAAAUACGCGGAUAAACGGGAAAGCAAAGAGUGAAUUGUUCUUUUGAGGGAGUUGAGACAUUUCGGAGGAGUUUUGUGCUGUCGGAGACUGGGAAGAUGGGUAUUGCAGUGCCUCAGGGUCUUAAUGGGCGAUUGCUGUUCGCUAUCGCAGCUGCUGCGCUGGGAUCAUCCUUCCAGCACGGUUACAACACUGGUGUUGUGAAUCCCCCGCAAUCGUUGAUAGAAAGCUGGAUAAAGAGUGUGAAAGGCAACCGAACAGGCGAGGAAGUCUCCCAGGAGCAAGUCACGGCAAUAUGGUCGAUAGCAGUAGCAAUCUUCUGCGUGGGUGGUAUGAUCGGUGGUGCCCUGGUAGGCACAAUUGCCGACAGAUUCGGAAGAAAAGGUGGUCUCCUCCUGAUCAACAUCCUCGUCGUGAUCACAGUAUUCCUAGAGGGAUUCUCGAAGAUGGCGGCGAGCUACGAGAUGCUGAUCGUCGGUCGUCUCAUCAUCGGCAUAAACUCUGGCCUCAACGCCGGUCUCGCCCCGAUGUACCUAGCUGAGAUAUCUCCGAUGCACCUUCGAGGGGCCGUCGGAACCGUCUACCAACUGGUCAUCACGAUUUCCAUUCUGAUCGCCCAGAUCCUCGGUAUGAAUCAGCUCCUCGGUACCGAGCAACACUGGCCACUUCUUCUGUCUCUCACCAUCGUCCCAGCGAUCUUCCAAUGUCUCACUCUACCCCUCUGCCCCGAAAGCCCGAAGUAUCUUCUGCUUUGCAAAGGCAAGGACGUGGACGCCCAGAGAUCGCUGACCUGGCUUCGCUCCAGCAACGAUGUCUACGAGGAGAUGGAGGAGAUGAGGGCUGAGUACGAGUCUAUGAAGAUGCUGCCGACUGUUGGCUUGAGAGAUCUUUUCGUCAAUUCCACUUUGAGAAUUCCGCUGGUCAUCGCUAUCAUGGUCAUGCUGGCGCAACAGCUGUCCGGUAUCAAUGCUGUUAUGUUCUUCUCCACGAAGAUCUUUAAGAUGGCUAGUUUGGAUGACGCUGCUGCGCAGUCGGCGACUAUGGGAGUUGGAGCUAUGAACGUCGUUAUGACACUAGUGUCUUUGGUUCUUGUGGAGAAGUGUGGACGGAAGACACUACUGCUGUUUGGCUUCGGAGGGAUGGUUAUUGAUACUGCCUUGUUGACCAUCUCCAUCAGUUACGCUGACGUGUCAACUGCCGCAGCCUACUUGUCCAUCAUCUUCGUCAUCCUCUUCGUAGUUCUGUUCGCAACAGGUCCUGGCAGCAUUCCCUGGUUCUUGGUCUCCGAACUCUUCAAUCAAUCAGCAAGACCCGCAGCCACAUCAAUUUCCAUUGCCAUCAACUGGUCCGCCAACUUCAUCGUAAGCAUAGCAUUCUUACCCCUUCAAGAAGCCUUGGGACCCAAAGUAUUCAUCAUCUUCGUGGUCAUUCAAUUGUUCUUCACACUCUUCAUAUGGAGAAAAGUACCGGAAACGAAGAACAAGACAAUCGAGGAGAUUAGCAGCAUGUUCAGGCAGAUAUCUUAUCAGUGAGGUCAUCACGUGUAAUUACUUCAUUAUUAGAAUUAUCUUGAACAAGAAUAAGGGACAGCAAGAGGUAAAACAAGUCCUUCCAUUAUUUUGCAGUUCGAUGCAUUUUCUUUUUCUUAUUCAAUGAUGGUUUCCUUGAUAAAUGAAUGAUUCUUAUGCGCCAUUUAUUCAUCAAUGAACUGGCCUUUUAUUAUUAUCGUAAUUAUCCGGAGGAUUACGUCGAACUGAUAGAUAAGGACUACCUGAUUUACAUGUAAUUAAUCGAAUUAGUUUCUGUUACUACUGCGGUGGAUAAUUGGUUUUAAAAAAGGAGAAAAGACACAAAAAUGAUACUAAAAUCACGGAUAGACUAAGAAGUGAUUCAGGCUCGUUAUGAUCAAGUCUUUCUUUGACGUCAAUUUUAUUUUUUCAUAUGGGAAAAGUUUAUGGAAUCGUCGAUUCCAACUCUAGUCAAGAAUCAGCUCUUUUUAAAUCUUCACGAUUUUUCUUUUUGCAAAUGUCAGUCAUUGGUUUUCAUCCGUUUUACUGGAUUCUCUCUGAUGUAUUUGAUGCGCAGUAGAAAUGAUUAUGGCUAAUUUCACAAUUGUGAAAGAAACUGAAUUUUUCAAUAGUGAAGCAGUCAGCAAUACCAGGCGAUGAGUCCAAAGGACAAGGAUUUGCUGAAAAUUUCAUGAGAUAUUCGCGUCUUCUGAUAUGUUUCUUUAAGCCUAUCAGUUCCUGCGUUCUGUUGAAUCACUUCGAUACAGAUUUCAUAAUCUGAUUAUGCACAUUACCCGUUUUUAGAUGAACAACGAAAGGUUUAUAAAGAUUAUUCAUGUUUCUGAUGAUUUUAAUCACCCGCGAAAACUGGAAAGUCUCAUGACAGACAGCUUUGUACCUUCAUUACGGGUAUAACUGUACAGAGAUGAAAUUAUUGGGCUGAGGCAUUAAAACUCAGUCAAUGCCUGUGUCCACAGUUAUCCCACCAAAUACAAAUGAUAGUUGUAUACAAUUAACAGAAAUUUAGUUGAAGCCGUGCUAGUGUUAUUUUGAUUAGGUGAGAUGUGUCAUGUCUCUUGGCAGCGAGAAUUAUUUAAUUUAUAUAUCGAGAAUUUAUUGUGUAGCAACAUUGGCCAAGUGCAAAGUGCUCAACGAUGAUUAUUUUUAUUGAAGUCGAGGCCAUGUUUUUUUUGCUCCUUUCUAUCGGAAUAGAACGGUGGAAAUUUUUAUCGUGCAAUUUUGCAGUGGCUGUUGCUGACGAGCAAUAGAAAUCGAUAUGAUUGUCUGUGAGGCAAAUACGUAUUUUAUUCUUUAAUUUAGUCCUUUUUUUAAAAUAAUGAACUCAAUACUCAUACGUUAGUAGUCGUUUAUCCAUCAAAUGGAGCGGUGGCUCUCACAUUUUUUACUAGAUGAAAAUUGAAAUUAUACUGGGCAGUGUUAAUGCUCUUGAGUUAACUGUUUGAUUAUUGAUAUGUGAAUUAGUUUUAUUGAUGCGAAGGCUUUGUGGACACUGAAACAAUUGUGCACAAAAUACAAUUGCCCAGUACAGAGUAAUGAGUAGAGUGAAUGCAUGCCGAGAGGUUUUUAUUUCAUACAACAUUCAGAUUCUUACACAACAAGCUGUAGUUGAUUGAUUCCGACCUUGAAAUUGUAGUUGUUUUUAUGUAAGUUUAAUUAAUAAAUGUUAUUGAAUUAAUUUAGAAAUGGUAACGUGCAGUUGUAAGACUUAGGUUUUUUUAGUCGUGUUCUUUUAUAUAUGGAAAAAACAGUGUCGAUGUAACAUUCUAGAUGUUUAAACAAAAAUAUAAGUCAUAUCGCAGUGUAAUGUAAACGAAGGAACCAUUUUCAUUUUGUAAGUGUUAUUGUGCACAAUGGCGGAGGAUUUUGAUUUUGGUAUCAGGAAAGUGGAUUCCGUUGGUAAAUCCAUCACUAUGAUGUAUGACUGGAUACAAUAUAAUUGCGAUAUACGUAUUUUUGAUGCUGAUAUAUUUACUGUUGUCCGAAAUAAAGAAAUUAUUGAAGUAA